AUGCCUCGACUCACUGCUUUGGAAGAAGUGCGCUUCGUCGCCCUUGAUGGAGGCGUCCCGUCUUACUUCUUCGAGGCCGUAAUCCUAGCGCCACGAUUGAGAGUGAUUCAUGUUGAAGGCCACGAUCACUGGCCGAAGACGGAUGGCUUUCUCCCUGGAGAUCACCCUGUUACUCCGUCUUACAUCCAGGAGUUUACGUGGACGCGCUCCAUCUGGCAGGAGGUCAGCGAUGCUGACUUCCGCCAGGAGGCGACCGUCUUCUUGUCAAUCAUCCCACGCAUACGAUCUACUCUGCGGGUACUGCAUCUUCCUGUAGAGUCACUCUGCUAUCAUUCCCUUCUAUCGUCUCCCUGGCCCUCUCUUAUCGAAAUAUCAAUCACGGGACAACGCCCCCCCGCGAGUCUAGCUAUUGACAUGGAUUUCUCCUCACUUCUCUCCAAUAUACCGUCUCUCCGUGUCUUCAGAGUUCAUAUGCCUCAGUCCGCAGACUCGUCGAGGAUAUGUCUUCUGCGGCCUUCAACUUCUGGACCGUGUCCCGCACUCGACUCUCUCCAGGUUUUGGACAUAGCCUUCCCCUCUCCCGAGGAUGCCAUCUUCGAGCGCCUGCCUCGAUCAUUGCGCCAAUUGUCCCUCACCGACUGGCCACGUCACUAUCUCCGAGUAGAUCAGAAUUACAGCUACAUGUGUCAGGGGUGGACCUCACCUGUCUUGACAUCUCCAGAACUUUUGAAAAUACUCCGUCGUUGCCACUUCCCCGACCUAGAGAGUCUCGAGUUGGUCUACGAGGCAAAUUCCAGUGGGAAUGACGUCUUACUCCAGAUAGCCCGCGUCUUUCCCGCUCUACGCACCCUCAAGAUAUUCCGGUAUCGAUCAUCCAGUAGCGCUUCUGUUGACAUCGACUCCAUCGCACAUGCCCUCUCUCUUCUGAGGGGGCUACGGAGACUUUACAUCCACAUCGACAUGGAUGGCGCAUCGAUUCCUGGUGUUAGGGCGACAAACGAAGAACGUGAUCGUGCGCAGAGGUUUCGUGAGACAUUGGGUGAUCGUGUCCGGGUGCUAGUUGAUGGUCUCACACCCGAGCUGGAGUAUGUAUAUAUGCUGGAACGUUGGCCAACUGUGGACCCCUUUUGGGCAGCGUGGGAGGUUAAGCGUGAAGCGACUGAGGGAGGAACGCGAACGAUUUGUAAGGAAGUUGGUGUUCGAAAUGAACGGUGA
Stereum hirsutum FP-91666 SS1 is the source of this 1215-nucleotide messenger RNA. RefSeq lists its product as uncharacterized. Bases 1 to 1215 code for a protein of 404 amino acids. NCBI's taxonomy places the organism in Eukaryota, Fungi, Basidiomycota, Agaricomycetes, Russulales, Stereaceae. The transcript is spliced from 2 exons. The record is from RefSeq and is a predicted model, not a curated record.